CUUCAAGAGGGUACUCCUGAAACUCACAGACCCGCUUAGAAUCACCUUCGCACAUCCCAUGAAUCAGUCAGUAGCGCGCCGUCUGUGCGUCUUCCACACAAAUUUGCUUAUUUCGACACACGUCUGUGCGAUUGUAUGCACCACCGAUUCGUGAAUUGUCGUAGCGGCAACACCUCGGGAGCUCCUUUGCUACCGUAAGCCAGCAGCUCCACCCACCUGCCAUAGACCAACUACCCAAGUUCCCGGGGAACUUACUCUAUUUUUUAACCUCAAACUUUCAAUCGUUGACUUUAAACUCUACACAAAGAUCACUAACAUGACAGACUUUCAAAUUCAGGACGGAGAUCUGACCGGCUUUAAGGGCAAGGUCGCUAUUAUCACAGGUGGUUCAUCUGGUAUUGGUCUUGCUACAGUCGAGCUGCUGCUAUCUCUAGGAGCAUCAGUCGUCAGCGGUGACAUCCAAGAACCUCCCGCCAAGGGCGAUUUUCUUUUCGUGCAAACCGAUGUCAAGAGUUGGACAGACCUCACGAAGCUUUUCAAGGCAGCAAAGGACCGAUAUGGAAGGAUCGAUUACGUGUUCGCCAAUGCUGGAAUCGGCCCUCGUGCCAACUACCUGGCCCUUGAGGUCGACGACAAGGGCGAUCUGAAGGAGCCAAACAAGGAUACCUUGGACAUCAAUCUGAACAGCGUUGUUAACACUGGUACCCUGGCCGUUCACUAUCUGAAGGAGCAGGCGGAAGGCGGAAGUAUCGUGCUUAUGGGAUCCAGCACUAGCUUACAUCCUGUCCGAGCCGUUGAUUACUCAACGGCCAAGAGCGGUGUCCUCGGCUUCUGCCGCGGUCUCGCACGCCUCGUAGAAGCCGCUGGCCUACCUAUCCGCAUCAACGGUCUUGCCCCCUCAUGGACGGCAACUCAAGUCUUGCCUGAUCUGGAAAUGCUCCUGAAGGCAGUUUCGCAACCAUCCCAAUCCACUGCCGUGGUUGCCCGUGCGGUUGCUUAUCUGAUGGCUGACAAGUCUCGGCACGGAGAUGUACUUUUCGUCUGUGAUGGAAAAUACAAGGAGAUUGAAAAAGCGGUGCUUGCGCCAGCGUAUGAGACUAUCAAGGGAGAUGGACCUAGCGAUGACGAUGUUUUGGCAAAGGUCUUUGCGCUAGCUGGUUAGGAGGGGAGGAAUUGAGUUGACACAUUUCGCAAGUCACGACCUGUUACACCAAUCAUACCAUCAGCAGAUAGCAUUGAAAAUGCUUGGUAGAUACUUAGAUACACAAUGCCAAUUUAAAGCAAACGAUAACUCUGUUAC
This is a messenger RNA of Dothidotthia symphoricarpi CBS 119687, 1300 nucleotides long. Its product is annotated as NAD(P)-binding protein. The transcript has 3 exons. Bases 317 to 1162 code for a protein of 281 amino acids. The record is from RefSeq and is a predicted model, not a curated record. NCBI's taxonomy places the organism in Eukaryota, Fungi, Ascomycota, Dothideomycetes, Pleosporales, Dothidotthiaceae.